Molecule: messenger RNA, 1360 nt
Organism: Coregonus clupeaformis (lake whitefish)
Lineage: Eukaryota; Metazoa; Chordata; Actinopteri; Salmoniformes; Salmonidae
Product: ephrin-A1-like
Exons: 5
Coding region: 163-876 (237 amino acids)
Biological process (GO): ephrin receptor signaling pathway; axon guidance
Cellular component (GO): plasma membrane
Molecular function (GO): ephrin receptor binding
Source: RefSeq, a predicted model, not a curated record
CAGAAGAGCAAUAGACCAGCACAACUAUCAUACAUUUAUUUUUAAGUCACGUUUUUGAUUACCAACAUCAACUUUAUUUGUUUUGAUAGUGUGCACUACCUGACAGUAUUUGUCGGCGUUUCGUUUUGUUCCGGUUCUUGAUCUGGUCCUAAAUCAGCAGCUAUGGAUUUGGUGUGGCUGGUAUGUUUGGCAGUGAGCUUCGGAACCUGGUUAGCCUCUGCAGAGAGACACAGCGUCUUCUGGAAUAGCACAAACCCAAAUUUCCUAUGGGAUGAGUACACAGUGGAGGUGAAAAUCAACGACUACCUGGACAUUAUCUGUCCCCACUACACACGCGGGGAGCUGCCGUCCCAGGAGGCCGAGCGGUAUGUGCUGUACAUGGUGGAGAGGGAGGACUAUGAGGUGUGUAAGCCCCACUCCUUCGACCAGCUGCGUUGGGAAUGUUCCCGGCCCUUCGCUGCCCAUGCCCCCGAGAGGUUCUCCGAGAAGUUCCAACGCUUCACCCCCUUCACCCUGGGCAAGGAGUUCAGACAGGGAGAGAGCUACUACUAUAUCUCCAAGCCGCUGCAUCACCACGGCCAGGAGUGUCUGAGGCUGAAGGUGGACGUGGUUGGACUUCAUGGCUCUGGGAAGGCCAAAGCUGACAAAGGAAAGGAUGGAGCGAUGGAGAAAGCGAUAGAUGGAGGAAAGAUAGGAGGAGGAGGAGGAGGAGGAGGAGGAGGAGUACACAACCCCUCCAACAGGCUUCCAGCAGAUGACCCUGCUGUGUUGGAGCCUAAGGUCCAGAAGAGUGUGGGUAGUUCAGGUGUUCAGCUGGUCUCCCUGUCGGUCUUCUUCACCCUGUUCCCACUCCUACUAUCCCUGUUACUCCACUGAGACUGAGUUACAGACCUAGCUAAAACAGAGACACUGUCAACCCAAUGCUGGACAUUGGCACAGAGAAGAUUUUUAUAGAUUUUUAUAUAUGCAACUGGACUUAGCUGCGUGUGUGUGUGUACGUGUGAUUGGAACGUGGAUCGUUCCAGAGACAAGGAUCUUCAAGAGUAUUUUUGCAAUGAUUUUUUUCUACAUAUGUUUUUGUAAAUGAAAGAGGGUGGAUGGCUAUUCUCCCUUUUUUUUUUCUCAUGUUCCCUCCAUUUGAUCUGUUUGGACACUUUUGGACGCCCCACUAAAUCUGGAACCUAAAUCUACCUGGAAAGUGAUGUACUAAUCAUUAUUAGAAAACUGACAAAGGUAUAACUGUGUUCAUGAUUACCCUGAAUUGUAUUGUAACAGUGAUAUACAAUGAGUGUAAAAAACAUUAUGAACACCUUCCUAAUUUUGAGUUGCACCCCCUUUCGCCCAGAAAAUACUCAAUUUG